AUGUCGAACAAACGAGGAGGUCCGGCGGAACCCCCCUCGUUUCUCCAAGAAGUCGCCUUUCUCGCCGUCUCCGCGCUGUUCAGUUGUUUGGUCCUUUCCUUCGGAUUGAAACGUUUAGACCCGAACAGACAAACCUCAAAAGCCGCGGAACAGAGGAAAAAAGAAAUCGCCAAACGUUUAGGUCGACCUAAGUUAGUCACGAACGUGUACGAAGACGCGAUCGCGGCUGACGUGGCGAACCCGGACCAUAUUAACGUCACGUUCAACUCCAUCGGUGGAUUAGAAGACACGAAAGAAGCGCUGCAGGAACUGGUGAUAUUACCAUUAGUGCGGCCGGAGUUGUUCUCGAAAUCGAAUUUGUUGAAACCAGCGAAAGGAGUGCUGUUAUACGGACCUCCCGGGACCGGGAAGACGCUGCUAGCGAAAGCGUUGGCGAAAGAGUCGCAGGCGUGCUUCAUCAACGUGCGAACGAGCACGUUGCAAUCGAAGUGGUUCGGCGACGCGCAGAAACUCGUCACCGCGGUCUUUACUUUAGCGUGGAAGUUACAACCGUCGAUCAUCUUCAUCGACGAGAUUGAUUCUUUUCUGGGAACCAGGAAAAACAGCGAACACGAAGCGGUGACGCAAAUGAAGACGGAGUUCAUGACGUUGUGGGACGGUUUCAACACGGACUCAAACGCGCGAGUGAUGGUGUUGGCGGCGACGAAUCGCCCGUGGGACGUGGACGAAGCUAUUUUGAGACGGUUGCCACGGUCGUUCGAGGUUGGUUUACCGAAUAAAGAGCAGAGGGCGAAGAUAUUAGGCGUCACCUUGCAACACGAGAAGUUAGAGAAGGGAUUCUUUUUGAACGAAAUGAACGCGCCUAUUUGGCAAAUUGCGGAAAGAACGAAAGGAUAUUCUGGAUCUGAUUUGCAAGAAUUGUGCAAACAAGCUGCGUAUGGACCUGUGAGAGAUUUGCUGAGAAGUGAAACGCGAGGAGAGAAUACCGGAGGUGGGUGCAGAGCGCUGAUGAUGAAAGAUUUCGAUGAGAUUUUGAAAACGUCGAAUACGAGUGCUCAAGCCGCGAGCAGUUACCAGUACGCAGACGAGAUGAGGAAGAAUACUAGAAGCGCGAACGCGCGAGAAGGGUACCAAGACCCAGAGGAGAUAGAAAAAGCACAAUUGAUGAUGCAACAGAUGAUGGCGGGUUUAUUCCAAGCCGCUCAAAACGAAUCUUCUCGAUCCGGUUCGCCCUCCUCCCAGCCGAAAGAGCUCGACUAA
Messenger RNA from Bathycoccus prasinos, 1260 nucleotides. RefSeq lists its product with no specific name. Gene Ontology annotation, cellular component: mitochondrial outer membrane. Gene Ontology annotation, molecular function: ATP hydrolysis activity; ATP binding. The transcript has a single exon. Bases 1 to 1260 code for a protein of 419 amino acids. The record is from RefSeq and is a predicted model, not a curated record. Lineage: Eukaryota; Viridiplantae; Chlorophyta; Mamiellophyceae; Mamiellales; Bathycoccaceae.